Funneliformis geosporum is the source of this 465-nucleotide messenger RNA. NCBI's taxonomy places the organism in Eukaryota, Fungi, Glomeromycota, Glomeromycetes, Glomerales, Glomeraceae. The record is from the annotation of a GenBank genome assembly.
AUGUAUCCUCAAAGAUCUUACCGUUCAAUAUUGAAUGAUUUUUUAUCUCGUAUUAAUGAGAACAGAAUUCGCAUUCCUCCUUAUAAUAAUGAUGCACAAAUAGUUGCGGCGCAAGCAAGAAAUGGUGGAAGAAUUCAAAGGUUAACGGGAAAAUGUUUAUUGAAACAAAAUAUACAACGCGAAGCCAAUCGGUUGCAUAUACAUCGUCAGCGUAUAAUUAAUCUAGCAACCGUUCGUAUAUGGAAUAUACAUUUCGGAACCUAUCAAAGAAACCAAUUUUCAACUUUGGCGAAUGAUGCAAAUCAUAUAAACCAAAGACGACUAACGCAUAUUCGCAUGACAAACCAAGAAGACACCCUUCAUAGAAUCUCUCAAAUGACUCUGUCACAACUUCAUGAAGGUUGGUUAAGAGUGAAUCUGACUGGUGAUGUCCAAGAUGAUGAUGGAUUGAAAGCUUCGGGAUGA